Messenger RNA from Folsomia candida, 1414 nucleotides. RefSeq lists its product as uncharacterized. The record is from RefSeq and is a predicted model, not a curated record. The coding region runs from base 233 to 1231 and encodes 332 amino acids. Lineage: Eukaryota; Metazoa; Arthropoda; Collembola; Entomobryomorpha; Isotomidae. The transcript has 3 exons.
AAAAGAUAAAGGAGACAGCCAUCAAGCUCGCCAUUUUAUGAUUGCCUUCCACCAACUGAUUUCUUUGCUAGGUAAAUUUCAAGAAAAUAACAACAAUGUUCCCAAACCCGGCAAAUUUCAUUAAAUCCAUCUUCAAGGAAACACACCGGGGUCGUAGAAAUCAGCCCGAUGAAGAGAAGAAGAAGUCUUUCUCGAUGCCACUGAAGAGGUCAAGAUUCCUCCCACAACAAAAAUGACACCUGCACCCCCUACUUUCUCCACGAUUCGAGAGACUCAUCCAGGAUUUGAACCACAGCUCGCAUACCUGCAGGACAACAUCAUCACACCAUUUCUGAAUCGCCCCGUGUACGAGAACACGGGGCAGCUCCGGGAAAAAAUGGCGGAAGCGCUUCUCCUCCACGGAACGAACUCCGAAAUCAUGCCGCUUCUCGUAAAGGCGAUAAGGAAUGAAAUGUCUAUCCAGGGAAAAGAGGCAAACGUCGGACUGGUCAAGAUUUCAAGUCGCGAAUGCCUUGAUUCGAAUUUUGUUGCGGUCGACAACGUCUUCGUUUACACGGUUGUCAUAGACGCGCUAAAGAAAGGGGAGGAGCGCGACUAUACCAUAAUUUUCUGCCAUGAUCAGAUCGAUUUGUAUGAGAGUAUUAUUUGGUGGUGUUUUAAGAAAAAAAUUGAUCAAUUGACACCUGGAAAAUUUCUAUUGGUCUUUGUCAGUAAUGAUAAGAAAAGCGGGGCUUCCGCUAAGUGGAAUUUCCAAAGAGGGUUAAAAUUUCUUCACAUCCCUGACCGAUUCUCUACCUUGCAGUGUAGAAAGGUGCUGCUCAAGUCCACCUCUAAAUGGGCAAACCAACCAAGCGACGCCGUACUGGGGAUCUUGGCGGAAAAGACGGUGGCAUUUAGUGGAAGUGAGGCCGGACAGGAAGCCGAGUUGAGGACGUUCUGCCAAAAGGUUUACAGGGUGGGGGUUGCUCGACUAAGGGAAAAGAAUGGCUUGGGUGACAAGGAUUUCAUUCCAUGGGAAGAUGUCCACGUUAAGGUACAAGAUUGGCGAGAUGUUUUUAAUAAAAUGGUGGGCAGUGGGGCCAAGUGGGGGGAGGAGGGCGAUGGUUUGGCCGUGCAGACGGAUAAGGUAGAUACUGUGAUGCAAAAUACUGGAGGGUGGGUGGAGUUGGAAACGUCUGCAAGUUUUAAAAAGAAGGAAGCCUUGCAGCCUGCAAGUUGCAGGACAAGUUGAUCGAAGCGAUUGAGAAAGUGUGCGGAAAUUUGAAUGAAAUUGAGAUAACAACAACGCCCGACGGGCAAGACGAUUUGGUCACGAUUACUGUUAAAGUUCCUUCCCGUAAAAAAUUAUAAGGUUGGGUACCUGAAUUAUAUUAAUUUAAGUAUUGGUCGAAUAAAGAAGUAAAGUUGUGGAAUA